Blepharisma stoltei is the source of this 621-nucleotide messenger RNA. The record is from the annotation of a GenBank genome assembly. NCBI's taxonomy places the organism in Eukaryota, Ciliophora, Heterotrichea, Heterotrichida, Blepharismidae.
AUGUCUGCUUUAUUGAUUAUUGACGUCCAGAAUGACUUUUGCGAAAGGGGGUCUUUGGAAGUUUCUAACGCAAACGAAAUCAUCUCACUGCUCAAUGCUUUGAAAGAAUCUGAUAAAUUUUCACAUGUAUUUUUAAGUCAAGACUGACAUCCAGAAAAUCAUAUUUCCUUUCAAGUAAAUAACCCAGGCUCUGAGUUGUUUAAAGAAAAGCUUAUUGAAGAAACAGGAAUUCUCCAGAUGAUGUGGCCUGUACAUUGUGUUCAAAAUACUCCUGGAGCUGAAUUCCACCCUGGUCUAAAUAUAAAAGACACUGAUAUAAUUAUCAGAAAGGGCCAAAACCCUCAAUAUGACUCUUACUCUGCUUUUGGGUGUGUACAAGACAGAACAACUUUAUUAGAUGAAUUGUGGGCAAAAGGGAUUGAAAAAGUGUAUAUCACUGGGCUUGCUUUUGAUUAUUGUGUCGGCUAUACAGCUAUUGAUGCUGCAAACUAUGGUUUUGAAGUUCAUGUGAUUUCUGAAGCAACAAGAGCUGUGGCACCUGAAACUGCUGAAAAAGCUAGAAAGAUUUUUCAGGAAAAAAAUAUUACUAUAUCAAGACUGUCAGAGUUUCUUGAUAAUUAA